AAGGCUCUGCUCCUUUAAGGGUGGCUCAGUAGUUGAAGAGGAAAUAGGAAGUCAGUCCAUAACAUUUAGCACAAAGAUCUAAAAACAAAAGGCGUUUGCGAGUGAUGGCAGGAAUAAAAGCUCUUGUUGCGUUGUCCUUCAGUGGUGCACUUGGACUGACCCUUCUCCUUUUGGGAUGUGCAAUAAAGGAUUUUGGACAGUACUGGCCCAUGUUUGUCCUGAUCUUCUACAUUCUGUCACCUAUACCAAAUUUAAUAGCUAAGAGGCAUGCAGAUGACACAGAGUCAAGCAAUGCAUGCAGGGAGCUUGCGUACUUCUUAACCACUGGAAUCGUGGUGUCAGCCUAUGGGCUCCCCAUUGUUCUUGCAAGAUCAACUGUGAUCAAGUGGGGCGCCUGUGGCCUGGUAAUGGGAGGCAAUACUGUCAUUUUUCUGACCAUUCUGGGUUUCUUCCUGACAUUCGGGCGUGGAGAUGACUUCAGCUGGGAACAGUGGUAAAACCCACCUGGAGAAAGUACAUCACGACACUAUAAAUGAUGAAACUUGAAAUAGUUUCCCGUGGUAAUGCUAAUGAACCCAGGCCUUGACAGAGACUGUGUCCAUUGCUUUGUUUUACUCUCGGUCACAUCUGCUCUGUUUCUCUGCUUCUGCCUUUUCACAAUACACAAUACUCAUUCAGCCUAUGCACUCUGUAUAUACAAUGAUUUCCUUCAAUGUGAGGAUGCAUUUAUAGAAAGUAAUUUAAACAGCACAACUUAAAGGCUGAAUCUCUCAAAACCUGUAAUGUAGAGUUUGAGCCAUAUUUCACUCAAAUCAAAAGCAAAAAAAAAAAAGGCCAUAAUAUUUACUUAAAAUUAAGCCUGUUUUAGGACCAUUUAAGUUAUUUUUGUUAUAUUAAAUUUCAAAUUCCCCCCACCCCCUCAUUAACGUACUUGUUUUCUUAAACAUAAUGGAAAAAUUGUUCAUUAUUUAAAAUACAUGUAUACUUCUUGGUGGUAAUGUUUGAAGUGCCUUUAUACAUAAAAGUGCAUAUAUAUGGGGUGAUUUAUGAAAAUAUAUUUUUGUGAGAUUCACACAAUGGUUAAGAAGUCAUUUUGCAAGCCAAUGAAUUUAAAUGCAAAAAAAAAAAUAAUAAUAAUCUUGCAUUGUUAGUACUCGACUACCUUGGUUAAAUUAUUAAUGAUGAUGCUUUUGCUCUACCAGUUAUGAAGGAUAAUUAAUUGACUAACAAUGCCACUAGAGUUAAAGCCACGCUUCGUGUUUGAAAACAGAAGCACGGUAACCAUGGCAGUCAAUCGAGUGUUUUUGCUGAUGCCUUUGUUUUUUGCAUGUCAGUUAUGGAUUGGACCCAUUAAGCUUUAACAUUGAACUUGUAAAUGUUUACAUCAGUUUACCAAAGCAGACAUUUUCCUGCUGUUCUGUUCCUUCAUUCCUUGCUGUACAUCCUCAAGUUUGUAGAAAAAGGAAGAAAAUGUGUGCAGAAUACAAUUAUAAACAGCCUUCCAUUGAUUAUAGAAUCUUCUUUUGUUUAUUACAGUUAGUCUUUUUUAUUAAAACUGUGAUGCAUGCCAUUCUUGAAACAUUUUCUUUUCUUAUAACUGACAUAAUUACAUAUCAAAGCUUAUGAAACACUAAUAUCACAUGAGUGUUAUGUAAUUCAAUAUAGGCUAUGGCGUAAAUGCAAUAUCUGAGAUCCAAUUUCACCUGAAAGGCAUGGUGUUCUGGUUCACACUACUGGUGUUGUCAUUAAUAUUUUAUAAAGGAUUAUGGAUCAUAAGGUUUUCUGUUUCUGUUCUGAGGUUAGACUCUCGAUUUUCAUGUUUUUGAUAUACAUUUGUGACCUUUGAUUCUGUUUAGGACUUUCAAACAGGAUCCAUUUGAUUAUAUGAAUUAAAUACACUUUUUUUUUCUCUCU
Messenger RNA from Pimephales promelas (fathead minnow), 1914 nucleotides. It is a transcript of the gene leprot, whose product is annotated as leptin receptor overlapping transcript. Gene Ontology annotation, biological process: negative regulation of growth hormone receptor signaling pathway; late endosome to vacuole transport via multivesicular body sorting pathway. NCBI's taxonomy places the organism in Eukaryota, Metazoa, Chordata, Actinopteri, Cypriniformes, Leuciscidae. Gene Ontology annotation, cellular component: endosome. The record is from RefSeq and is a predicted model, not a curated record.